This is a messenger RNA of Salarias fasciatus (jewelled blenny), 2020 nucleotides long. RefSeq names its product neuroplastin-like. Gene Ontology annotation, cellular component: plasma membrane; axon. The transcript has 8 exons. Gene Ontology annotation, biological process: homophilic cell-cell adhesion; dendrite self-avoidance; axon guidance. Gene Ontology annotation, molecular function: cell-cell adhesion mediator activity. The record is from RefSeq and is a predicted model, not a curated record. NCBI's taxonomy places the organism in Eukaryota, Metazoa, Chordata, Actinopteri, Blenniiformes, Blenniidae. The coding region runs from base 217 to 1050 and encodes 277 amino acids.
AGGUGGUCCCCUCUCCGCACCGGGCUGACAGCAGCAGAGCCGCGCAGGUGGCCAGCAGAAGAGCCGUGGGCGACGCUCCCCCUCCCUCCCCACCACCACCAGCACCUCCUCCUCUCCGUCUCUGGACGAGUGUCUGGAGGUGUCCGCCUCAUCGCAGAGCCCGCCUCGGUCGCCUCGCGGUUCCCUCCCGGCAUUUUCCCUGCGCCGUCUCCGAAGAUGAUACGUGGCAAGCGAAGAGCCGCAGUCAUGUCCUUCUCGGUGGCGAUAUUGGGAGCGCUGAUGCUGCAGUCUGUCUCUUCCCAGAACGAGCCGUCGAUCGCCGCCUCCGAACACGCCACGCUUCCCGUGGAAGGCGACAGCCUCACGCUGCAGUGCAACCUGACCAGCGCCCACAGCAUGCACCAGGAGAGCUACUGGAUGAAGAACGGCGAGGAGAUCCCCGAGACGCGCAGCCCCAACAGGAACACUGAGUACAGAGUGAAGCGACCCCGAGGAGACGACGCCGGACUCUACAUGUGUGUCUACACCUUCGACAUGGCUCCUCCAGGCAACGCCACCAUCGAAGUCAAAUCUGCUCCUGAGAUUACAGGCCACAAGCGUAGUGAGAAUAAGAAUGAAGGUCAGCACGCUGUGCUCUACUGCAAGUCUGUGGGUUAUCCUCACCCCAUCUGGACCUGGCGCAAGUUUGACAACGGCAUUUUUAGGGAUAUUGACAACUCCACCGGCCGCUUCUACAUCAGCAGCCGGGACAACUACACCGAGCUCCACAUCAGCAACCUGGACAUCAACUUGGACCCGGGCGAGUACCACUGCAACGCCACCAACAUGAUCGGCAGCCGUGACGAGAAGUCUGUGCUGAGGGUCCGCAGUCACCUGGCUCCACUAUGGCCCCUCCUGGGGGUUUUGGCUGAGAUCAUCAUCCUGAUCAUCAUCAUCGUUGUUUAUGAGAAGCGCAAGAAGCCUGAAGACUUACAGGACGCUGGACCAGUGAAAACGAACUCUACCAACAACCACAAAGACAAGAAUCUCCGCCAGAGGAAUACAAACUGAGCAGCCUUUCUGCUGAGCCUCCCUGCACAUGUAUUGACCACAUGAAGGUAAACGAGAUGGGACUCCAUACCAGUUGUUAAUGGGAUGUUAUCUGCCAUCGAAAGUAUGUCUGUGGAGGAAUUUAAAGAGGCAUGCCUUAUUUAACGGUGUGAGAGGACCGGAGGCGCUCAAACCAAUAUGGAAUAGCUACCAUUAUAACCAUUGUUGCUGCAUGCAGUUGUUGACGUUUCAGAUUUCUUUCUCUCUUAACCACUAAUUUUACAUUUUUACGACUUCUAAAGUAAUGCAUGCAAGAUGUGACCUUCUGUUUGAUACAGAAAUGGCUUUUUUUUUUCUUUUUUCUUUUUUUUUUCUUUUGGUUCUUUUUUUCUCUGAGAGUGGCUUCAUGUAGAUAACCUGUACUGUGAAAAACAAAACUUGACAAUGUAAAAGAAAAUACCACCGUAUUCUGGUAUGGCAGAUGUGUACAGUUGUAUCAUUCCACUGCAUACCACCCAUUCAUUUUAUCAGAGAAUAUCUAUUGCUUAUUAAGGGCUUUGCAAUGUCCCUCUAAAUUUGAUUAAGGUUUACUUUACUGUAUGUAUGUACUGUAUGUAUUAAAUCACUAUAACUAUGUAUCAGACCAACAUUAAUAUAAAGAUUAUUCAUAUUAUAUGAUGCACUUAAAUGUUGAAAAUACUGAGAAACUGUAUAAACCUACUUUAGGAAAUCUGUACUAAUCAUCCUAACAUGUUGUUUUAUAAUUAUGUGUAUUGUACAGCAUGGCUAUUAUCCUAUGCAAUUAUUAUUCAUAUCAAUAUAUUUAAAAUCAUUGCAGCUUUUGAUUUCUCUGUGACAAAGCUUUAAACUAGUAGGAUCACCGUAGAGCGUUGAUGGCAUACAACACAGCUGCAUGAAUUCUCUACAGCUGACGUGGGAGGAGGAGUGAGAACGGCUCACGUCAGUGCUGACACGCGUGAAACAAUUCCAG